Molecule: messenger RNA, 3141 nt
Organism: Canis lupus familiaris (dog)
Lineage: Eukaryota; Metazoa; Chordata; Mammalia; Carnivora; Canidae
Gene: IGFBPL1
Product: insulin like growth factor binding protein like 1
Exons: 5
Coding region: 1-822 (273 amino acids)
Biological process (GO): regulation of signal transduction; regulation of cell growth
Cellular component (GO): extracellular region
Molecular function (GO): insulin-like growth factor binding
Source: RefSeq, a predicted model, not a curated record
AUGGCUCGCCGCCCCGCGCUCGGCCCGCUGCUGCUCCUGCUGCUGCCGCCGCUGGCCCGGGGCCUGGGGCUCCGCGCGGCCGGCCGGCUCCCCGCGUGCGGCCCGUGCCGGCCGGAGCGCUGCCCCGCGCCCGCCAGCUGCCCGGCGCCCGGGAUCGCGGCGCGCGACGAGUGCGGCUGCUGCGCGCGCUGCCUGGGCGCCGAGGGCGCGCGCUGCGGAGGGCGGGCGGGCGCGCGCUGCGGCCCCGGCCUGGUGUGCGCCAGCCGCGCCGCGGGGGCGGCGCCCGAGGGCACCGGGCUCUGCGUGUGCGCGCAGCGCGGCGCCGUCUGCGGCUCCGACGGCCGCUCCUACCCCAGCAUCUGCGCGCUGCGCCUGCGCGCCCGGCACGCGCCCCGCCCGCACCCCGGCCACCUGCACAAGGCGCGCGACGGCCCCUGCGAAUUCGCUCCUGUGGUCAUCAUUCCACCCCGGAGUGUUCACAACGUCACCGGGGCACAGGUGUACCUGUCCUGUGAGGUGAGGGCUGUGCCCACCCCUGUCAUCACGUGGAGGAAGGUCACACAGUCUCCUGAGGGUACCCGGGUGCUGGAGGACCUGCCUGGGGACCAUGUCAAUAUAGCUGUGCAGGUGCGAGGGGGCCCUUCUGACCACGAGGCCACAGCCUGGAUUUUGAUCAACCCACUGAGAAAGGAAGACGAGGGUGUGUACCUGUGCCAUUCAGCCAACGCAGUUGGGGAGGCCCAGUCCCAGGGCACGGUGACAGUUAUAGAUCUGAGUAAAUACAACGCGCCCCGCCUCCCAGCUCCAGACGACCGCAUGUGAUGGAGUAAUGGUCUUAGAAACAUUGAUGACAGGAUAUUGGAAAAGUCGUCAUGGAUCGUUUUCUUUGUGAAGAUUUGGAGAAACCUGUGUUUGUAGAUGACCCUUUUAUAUGUUUUUACAAACUAGAUGCCAACUAGAUUCGUAUGCAGAUGUAGUUUUUAGCAGGACAGGCAUUGGGAAACCAGACUGCAUGUGGCUUUUUUAUACUUUUGAAAUGAAUUGCUCUGUGAGAAUUCUUUUGUAACUAAUCCCUCCCAGGGAAGGUCACCUGGUGGUAUAUUCGUAAUUCUAAAGGGCUGGGACCAGGCCUGUGUCAUCCAUGAGUCUUUACUUCAUUUGUCCGUGACUGAUUAGCGUGAGUUGUAGGAGGAGGGGGUAGGGUACUGUCCUCUGCCUUUCUCUGACAUGCUGUGUGGCCUGGACAGGCCCUUUCCCUCUCUGGGCCUUUUCUUCUUCACCUGGGAACCUGGUGUUUGGACUAAAUGUUCCUGGGUCCCUUCGAGCCGUGUCAUUCUAGUGAAAUGGUCCUGUGGAAAAAUACAAGAGGCAGAGUCUUAGCAUUCCUUUUAUGUGGCAGUCCCUCAAAAAACAGCUGCAAGGCUGUGGAGCUGGCCUCAGCGCUCCCUUUCCUGCCAUUUCCCGCCUUAAAGAGAUGGAGCCCUGGGUAGGACACGUUCCCUAACUCGGGAGCCCCUUGGCUGGAUGUUUGGGGACCAAGAUGUCCCCUUGUCAACAAGCCCAGCACUUUCUAACCAGGUGGCAGUGGCUUCUGGACAUCAAAUGGAGGAAACAGGGUCAGAUGCUUCUUUCUCUGGGAUUAUAGUGUAACAAAAUAAUUUUACUUGGAGAUGUUUUCACCUUACCUAGGAAUAAGGCGGGCUGGCUUGCUUUCUUACUUUUCCUUUAUUUUCUUUUCCUUUCUUUUCUUUCUUUCUUUUUUUAAUGGGAAGAGUAUUUAAUAUGUGGGUAAAAAAAUAGAUCCCUUAGGUGAUCAAAAUUUUUUUAAGUCAGGACUGGGAUCUCCCUUGUGUCUAGUCCUUCAAGCUCCUGAGCGCUUCUCUGUCUGUGGUCCCUCCAUCUCCAGGACGGCAGGCAGGGCCCCCGCCCCCUCUUUGCAGAUGAAGGAACCAGGCUCAGAGAGGGAGGUACCGACCUAAGGACUGAAGGCCUCAGAGAAGGACCAGAACUCUGGGCACUUGGCCCUCCUGGGCCCCCUCCCCUGCCAUGGUGCUGCUUCUCAUAGCUACAUAAUGGAAGGUUCUGGGGGUUCCAGGGAUUCUUAGCACCGUCCCGCUCAGCUUUUAUAGCACACUCCCAUGCCACUCCCGCUGGGCAUUACAUUCUGGAAUCCUUUUUGGAAUUGGAAUUAAGUUUUUUGUCUUUGAGCCUGGCCAUUCCAUCUCUGAAACACUGGGGUGGCAUCACCCUGAUGUACUACAUGGCAGGAGCAUGGCCUGGGAAUCCAGAAACAUGAGGUCCAUUUGGGAAUUCAUCCCUGGCUUGCUGCCCAACUGCAAGCAAGUCCCCUUCACCUUCUGGACCCGGGUUUCCUCAUUUCAAUAAGAAGGAAAUGACACUAGAUGGGUGGUUUGCAAACUUUAAAACAUCAGAACCCCUUUCUUUGAAUAAGAUCAGAGCUGAAACAGAUUAACUGGAAGCUGUGCGUGUCUGUUGGAGGUCGGGGCUGCAGGGGAACCCGCUCACAUCCCCCCUACUCUGCACCCCCUCCUCUCUCCCCACCCCACCUUGGGGGUUUCUUAUCCAAGGUCUGCAGCUAAGUCUUCUGUGAUUUGAAUAGUGAGAAGAAUUGGUAAGGCACUUAGCGAAACUGUCAGGAGAAGUACGGAUGCUUUGGCCCUGGAGAAGGUACUAGAACAAUCGCACAUCUGCUGAUAAAUGCAUUCAGUGAGAUCGCUUGACUCCCCUCCCAUUUGCCCAGUCACAGUUGGAUAGCUGGGUCUAGAUGCCAAGAGCAGGGGGGCAGACGGAACGCUUGGUUGGCAGAGCUAAACAUCAAAACCGCAGGAGGCUGGGUGAAUGUUGUAAUGAUGUGCAAAAUAAUAGUGAUCAUCUAGCACUCUCUGAAAUUUUCACCAAAACCAAAAAGACAGAUUAACAGGAUGGUUCCAACCUAAUGACUUUUCAACUAGGAGAGUCCAGAGACAUUCCCCCCUCCGUCCCCAAGGCCGAGAGGACUGUCCUAUGGCUGUUGCCCUUCAGAAACAUGAUGCCCCCAGAGCCUGUGUCUUCUGCUCUGUUUUUAUAAAUGGUAUGAUGUCACAUGACCCCUGCACCUGAAAAUAAAUGUUUUUAAGGACA